Molecule: messenger RNA, 825 nt
Organism: Nelumbo nucifera (sacred lotus)
Lineage: Eukaryota; Viridiplantae; Streptophyta; Magnoliopsida; Proteales; Nelumbonaceae
Product: protein H2A.7
Cellular component (GO): nucleosome
Molecular function (GO): structural constituent of chromatin; protein heterodimerization activity; DNA binding
Source: RefSeq, a predicted model, not a curated record
ACGAAAAUAUUCAAAAAGCUUUUAACCCUUCCUUCCGCAGCCCUUCCCUGCUGUGGUUCUAGCCGCCCUCCGGUGAUUUUUUGAAGCUUUCUUUUUCUGAUAUUUUCGCCGGGUUUUAUUAUACAUCGGCGGUGGUCUCGGUUGCCUGGAAUUGAUUUUAAGGGGAAAAUGGCGGGAAGGGGUAAGAUACUGGGAUCUGGGGCAACGAAGAAAGCCGCAUCGAGGAGUAGCAAAGCUGGUCUUCAAUUUCCCGUCGGACGUAUUGCUCGUUUCUUGAAAGCCGGAAAAUAUGCUGAACGUGUCGGUGCCGGUGCUCCUGUCUACCUCGCCGCCGUCUUAGAAUACCUUGCCGCUGAGGUGUUGGAAUUGGCGGGGAACGCGGCCAGGGACAACAAGAAGUCCCGGAUCGUUCCACGGCACAUCCAGCUGGCGGUCAGAAACGACGAGGAACUCAGCAAAUUGUUGGGUGCCGUUACCAUUGCCAAUGGUGGUGUCAUGCCCAACAUUCACAAUCUGCUUCUCCCCAAGAAAGCUGCCGGGUCCAAAGCCGACGCCGGCGACGACAACUGAUCGGAAUAUUUCCUUUUCUUAUACGUUCCCGGCAGACCAAAUAAUUGUUGGUAACUGUUUAAUUAUAGAGAUGUUUUUCUUGGAUCCUUUGUAGUUUGUCAGUACGAAAUGUGAAUAUCUUUUCUUUCCAUUAAAAGGAAUCUUAUCUCCUGGUAUCUGUGUGUGGCGGGCUUUGAUAUUCGGAUCCGAGGUUGUUAACGACGAUAGGGGUCUCUAUUGUAAGCACAAAAAAGAAAAAUUAUUAAUUUGCAGCCA